AUGUCGCAGCUUGAGGAAAGAAUCCGCACGGCCAGCAGCGAGGUUUGGGAAGAGAUGCUACAAGAACGUCGGAUUGACCGUGCCCAGUUCAUAUCUAUCUAUCUAUCUAUCUAUCUAUCUAUCUAUCUAUCUCAGUUCAUAUCUAUCUAUCUCAGUCUGUUCAUAUCCAUCUAUCUAUCUAUCUCAAUCUACUGUUCAUAUCUAUCUAUCUAUCUAUCUAUCUAUCUAUCUAUCUAUCUAUCUAUCUAUCUAUCUCAAUCUCUUAAUCCUUCUCUCAGUCUAUUCAUAUCUAUCUACCUGUUUGUCUAUCCGCGCAAUCUCCCCUUUCCUUCAACGUGCCUUAUUUCCACCGCAUUACAUCUCUCUCUCUCUCUCUCUCUAUCUAUCUAUCUAUCUAUCUAUCUAUCUAUCUAUCUCUCGCUCUCUCUUACUCUCUCUUCUUCUAUCUUACUUUCUCUAUAUCUCUCUCACACUCUCUAUCACUAUCUCUCUCUAUCUCUCUCACUCUCUUUCCCACUAACUCUCACUCUCUCUUUAACUUACUCACUCGCUUCUUCUCACUCUCUCUGUCUCUCUCACUCUAUCUCUCUCCUUCUUUCUCACUCUCCCCUCUCUCUUUAUUUCUAUCUAUCUAUAUCUAUCUCACUCUCUCUAUCUCUCUCUACCUCUCUCUCUCUCUCUUAA
This is a messenger RNA of Acanthosepion pharaonis, 684 nucleotides long. The record is from the annotation of a GenBank genome assembly. NCBI's taxonomy places the organism in Eukaryota, Metazoa, Mollusca, Cephalopoda, Sepiida, Sepiidae.